Molecule: messenger RNA, 1824 nt
Organism: Labrus bergylta (ballan wrasse)
Lineage: Eukaryota; Metazoa; Chordata; Actinopteri; Labriformes; Labridae
Source: RefSeq, a predicted model, not a curated record
UUUCAAGAUGUGAUUUAAUCUAAUAGCGUUAGUAAAAUCAGAUUACUUUUUUUUAAAUUGUAAUUCAAUGAAUACUAAUAACUUGCUGAUUCUCUCACUAUUCAUUCAGCUCUACCAGCAGGUCAAAUUUUCUGCCUCCUAGACUUUGGUGAACUGUAUUUUUAUCUUGCAUCAACGUCAGACAAUUUGUCUCACCUUCCACUUCGGUUUAUUACCUGCAAAACGAAUGACAUAUCCAUCAGGCUCAGCAGUAACUUACAUUUAGAGCUAAUUCACAAUUACUAGCAUGCUCACACUGAACACAGCUGAUAGUCCAGCGUUUUAGGGGGAAAAAAACACCUGUAGAAUUCCUCCCUCCUUUAUGGUGUCUCUGAAACAAAAGCUUCAGCUGCCUUUGAGUGUCAUUCAGAGGUCAGAGAUACCAUACCUUCCAUGGUGAGAAACUGCUUAUUAACAAGUCUGGUGUCUGUAGUCAGCCAACACCACCUCUCCAGAGUGCUAUUCAUGAUUCAUGACACAUGCAUCACCUCACUUUUAACGCACACCUCAACACUGAUAACCAAACAGUACUUUGCUUUUUCUAUUUUCUAUUUUGGUCUCUUGCUUCUGUUGUUGUACUCUGGAGUAUCAUUUAGUCCUUCAGCACUCCUGAAACACUUCUAUUUACUGUUCUGAACUUAUGAGACACACAAACACACUCAAACCCUGUUAAGUCUAUUGUUCUGGUUUCAGAUGGCGAAGGGGAAGGGGAAGAGGAGGCCGGGGAAGGAGAAGAUUUAGCCCUAGAUGAUCUUUCUGCUGAAGUGAAUUUCCUGCUGUUAUGAGCAGACACACAGACUCUAUUGUUUUAAGUUUCUGGCAUUACCUGGUAAGAUUAUAAAAACUAACUGGUGUUUUUAUGGUGAGAAAAUGUUUGGUCUAGAGGAGCUUAUUGUUGUCUUCUCUUUCAUUUCUUUCUUUUCUCUGACAACAGAGGAGGAGGCCAAACCAAAAUUUAAGCCAUUUAUCAUGCCCAACCUCAUCCCUCCUAAGAUCCCAGAUGGAGAGAAGGUGGAUUUUGAUGAUAUACAUCGUAAAAGGAUGGAGAAGGACCUGAUGGAGCUUCAGACUUUGAUCGAGGUUCACUUUGAGAGCAGAAAGAAGGAAGAGGACGAGCUUGUUAAUCUCACAAACAGGAUUGAGAAGCGUCGGUCUGAGCGCGCGGAGCAGCAAAGAAUCCGCAGUGAGAGAGAUAAAGAACGACAGAAGCGUCUUGAGGAUGAGAGAACUCGUAAGGAGGAGGAAGAGGCCAAGAAGAGGGCCGAUGAUGAUGCUAAGAAGAAGAAGACCCUCACCAGUCUCCACUUUGGAGGCUACAUGCAGAAGCUGACGGAAAAACGAAGCGGUAAGAGGCAGACUGAGAGAGAGAAGAAGAAGAAGAUCCUGAGUGAUAGACGCAAAACUCUGGACAUAAACAACUUGAGCCAGGACAAACUCAAGGAGAAAGCUCAAGAGCUGUGGGAGUGGAUGUACGAGCUGGAGGCAGAAAAGUUUGAACUGCAGUAUGAAUUUGGCAGACAGAAAUAUGAGAUUAAUGUGCUGAGGAAUCGUGUCAGUGAUCAUCAGAAAACAUCCAAGAGGACCAAGAGAGGUCUGAGGAAAUAGAUGCCGACAUGCUGAAUGAGAAGUGAAGCCAUCAGCCCAGCCCUGCAGUUAAUACUUAAUCCAAGCCUUUGAUUUCCUACCACACCCCAAUCUCACCUCAUCAUCACAUCCUUUUGUUUCGCCCCAACUCAAAGCUUCAGUUUACUUUAGUGUCAAUAAAACUGUCUUUAUUCAACCAUU